Oncorhynchus gorbuscha (pink salmon) is the source of this 2239-nucleotide messenger RNA. RefSeq lists its product as uncharacterized. NCBI's taxonomy places the organism in Eukaryota, Metazoa, Chordata, Actinopteri, Salmoniformes, Salmonidae. The record is from RefSeq and is a predicted model, not a curated record. The transcript has 7 exons. Bases 1 to 777 code for a protein of 258 amino acids.
AUGGCAGGCUGUCGGAUAGAGUUGAUCACAGCAUGUUCCAACAUCACACUGUCCGUCUCUGCCCUGUACACAGCAUAUCAGCUCUUCAAGGACCACAGAGCUCCAGCAGUGGGCUUCUUUCUCCUCACCCUGACUGUUCCCUCAUCUCCCUCUUCCUCUCGUAGGACCACAGAGCUCCAGCAGACCACAGAGCUCCAGCAGUGGGCAGACCACAGAGCUCCAGCAGUGGGCUUCUUUCUCCUCACCCUGACUGUUCCCUCAUCUCCCUCUUCCUCUCGUAGGACCACAGAGCUCCAGCAGACCACAGAGCUCCAGCAGACCACAGAGCUCCAGCGGAGGACCUGGAAGUGGGCCGGCGAGGUCCUGGCUCCACCGCUAGUCUCCUUCGGCUUCCUGUGGCUCAGCGAAGACCGCACCACAGCCAACACCCUCCUUAUUGGCUCAGCUCUCCUCCCGGUGCUCUGCGAUUGGCUGUCAGCGGACGAGUUGAUGCUGAUGUCACGCUGUCUGGCGCUCUCUGCCGUCUCCUGCUCGCUCACUGUGUGUCUGUUUGCGGGAAAUGCUGUCGGGGCCCUGGGCAGUGUGGCCCUCAGCCUGCCCCAAAUGGUGGCCCCCAGGGUGGGGGUCAAGACUCUGGCUCCCCUUGUCUCUCCAGGGGCCACUGUGGGACUGCUUAAGUGGCUCCUGAAGGGCUCCAUGGCUGUAGGGUGCUGGGCCUCUGAGAAGGCACUUAGCAAGUACCUGUUGGAACUGAAGGACCUGGACUCCCCAUUUUAACUUGCUACCACUGUAACUCAGGGUUUCCCCAAACUCAGUCCUCAGGACCCCGGGGUUUCCUUUCUUUCCUAAGCACUACACCGCUUAUUCAAAUAAUCAACUAAUCAUCAAGCUUUGUAGUGUUUGGGCAAAAACCAAAAGGUGCACCCCUUGGAGUCCCGAGCAUGGAGUUUGGGAAACUGUAACAUCACUGUAACAGUUACUGACUGUCUGAACAGUUCAAUAGUCCCUCACACAUGAUCAUGACUGAUUGUUAAGUUGAUGUGGUCUCAUGAUGUGCACAUAGAGCUGCUGACAGAAGAGAACCAGAUGGAGGGUCUAUUUAUUUUGUCCUGCAGGGCCUUGCCUCAUAGAAGUAGAACGAAUAGAACGGUCUGGAACCUCUGACCAUGGCGAUUUGACUGGUAAAGUAAUGGGUGCACUCAAAAUGAGCACGCUUGUUCUACGUAUUCUAGCACUGUGGCUUGCCUUUGAUCUGUAGCCAAUAACCUUUCCAAUUCCUACUGGCCAAUGACCUUUCCAAUUCCUAUUGGCCAAUGAGCUUUCCAAUUCCUACUGGCCAAUGACCUUUCCAAUUCCUACUGGCCAAUAACCUUUCCAAUUCCUACUGGCCAAUGACCUUUCCAAUUCCUACUGGCCAAUGACCUUUCCAAUUCCUACUGGCCAAUGACCUUUCCAAUUCCUACUGGCCAAUGACCUUUCCAAUUCCUACUGGCCAAUGACCUUUCCAAUUCCUACUGGCCAAUGACCUUUCCAAUUCCUACUGGCCAAUGACCUUUCCAAUUCCUACUGGCCAAUGACCUUUCCAAUUCCUACUGGCCAAUGACCUUUCCAAUUCCUACUGGCCAAUGACCUUUCCAAGAGAUUAUCCUUAUAAGGAUGCCAUUCUGCCAAUUUGGAGGUGACAUGAUCCACCAUUGGGACAGAUGGCUGUUGCCAGUGUAUGAGCACUGUCAAGGACGUUGUUCUACUUGUUCAGCUUAUCGUCAUGGCCAGGGAGCUCUGCUCUGUUAUCCAAGUACUGUCAUCUAUGCAAGUCGAAGAAGCACUGGUGUCUAAUUCUAAAAAUGUAAACAUUAUUGAUGAUAUUAGUAACAGCGGUUAAUAAUAUUUUAUGUGCUAAAAUAUUGAUUUGCUAAAGUAUCAACAAAAGGAGUAGUGCUUGGAUCUAACGCUUGUAUGUACUGAUUGUCAUGGGUCACUAAUACUCCCAACCUCUUCCACUCCGCAUGUUAGAAAGUCUAACUCAUCUCUGGAUGUUGAUUUACAGGACAGUGUCAUUACCAAUUGGCUAUAAAAGAUUCUAUCUGCUUACUCUGUGAAAAUAUCCUCCCAACGGUGGCUCUAUGAGGAGGAUGGAAGUGCCUUCCAGACAUUUAAUACUGUCUAUGUCUAUGAGGGUGCCUCCCAAAUAUCACCCUAUUCCCUAUGUAGUGCACUACUUUUAAUCAGAGCCCAUUUU